This is a messenger RNA of Papaver somniferum (opium poppy), 1905 nucleotides long. RefSeq names its product ribosomal RNA-processing protein 14-like. Lineage: Eukaryota; Viridiplantae; Streptophyta; Magnoliopsida; Ranunculales; Papaveraceae. The transcript has 2 exons. Gene Ontology annotation, cellular component: nucleolus. Gene Ontology annotation, biological process: ribosomal large subunit biogenesis; ribosomal small subunit biogenesis. Bases 52 to 1152 code for a protein of 366 amino acids. The record is from RefSeq and is a predicted model, not a curated record. Gene Ontology annotation, molecular function: RNA binding; DNA binding.
CAGGAACCCUAAAUUUUAUUCAAACAGUCUCUCUCUUUGUGGCUGAACCAGAUGGUGAAGAUUAAGAAGAAAGAUAAAAUUUCUGCAAAGCAGGUUGUUGUUACUAAUGAAGAUCUGAAAUCUAUAAUCAGAGAUAAUUCAGAGUUCUUCGAUAAGCUUGUAGGAUUAAUCCCUGCAAAAUUCUUUAUACCAGCUCCAGAGAAAACAACAUAUUUUCAAGGAUUAAGUAAGGUUGCAAAAGCUUCUGCCAAGAAAGAAUCAAGAGAAAAUCGUAAGAAAGCCAGAAAAGCUAAGUUAGAUCCUGAGGUUCCUUCAGGAACCCUAGAUGUACUGAAGCAAAAAUUAUUAGAGGAUUCGGAUGAUGAUUCAGAAGAUGAUGAUGAGAAAGAAGAAGAAGAAGAUGAUGAUGAUGAUAAUGAAAGGAGAUUGCAAAUCAAAGAGCUAAGAGACGAGGAGAAAUCUUUGACGUAUGAGGAACUUCAAGGAAAGUUGAAUAGGAAAUUGGAGGAGCUUAGGUCUGGUCGGAAAGCUGGACCUGAAGAGGAAUCGAAUAGAGAGAAGAAAAGGCAAUCAUGGUUUUUGAAAAGAAAGAGAGAAAAUGAAGGUCAAAUCGAAACUAAAGCGGAGAUUAAGAAGAAGGCAGAGGCUAAUAUUCAGAGUAAGAAGAUUAAGGAAGAUAUUGCAAAAGCUGUUGAUGGACUUACUUUUGGUCAUGUGAAAAUUGAUGAAAAUGAUGGUGAAUUUGGUAAGAAAAAGAGGAAGCUUUCGAAAUCGCAAGCUCUUCAAGAGGCUAGAAAGAUACAGGAAGCAAAGAAGGAUCCUGAAAAGGGGGAAAUAAUCGCAAAGAAACAUACAUUGAGUGCAGCAAUUAGUAGAGCUGCAGGUAUUAAAGUUCAUGAUGAUCCAAAAUUGAUAAACAAGAGUAUUAAGAAAGAAAGGAAGCAACAGCAGAAAAGUGCUCAGAAAUGGAAAGAUAGAGAUGAGACUAAAAACAAAGCUAGGGCUGAGAAACAGAAAGCUAGGAAUGAUAAUAUACAAGGAAGAAUUCAAGCUAAGAAAGCUAAGAAGAUCGAGAAGCGUGAGAAGAAACUUAUGCGUCCAGGGUUUGAAGGUCGUACACAUAAAAUUAUCAAUGAGCCUGCCAAAAACUAAAAUUUGGGGUCCUGGUACUGUUCUGGUUUCACUCCUAUCUACAAUUGCCAUUAUCAUCUGCAAAAGUAAGGUCUUUCUUCACAUUUUCUGGGUAUACUACUGGUGACACUUUAUGGAGGUUCUUUGUGAUUAUAUUUGGUCUGCAACUACAGCUCACACCUCACAGAUGCUCACUACUGUUUCUUAGACAACAACCAUAUUACUCUCUUAUGGUUUGCAAUAUUGCUCCUUUAUUCAGUCUCGUGUCAGCUGCUUUGCGAUCUCAGGUCAGUUUGUUCUUGUUUUCUACUUCACUGUUGUUGCUUGUGCCCCUUCAACAAUUUCUCUUGAAACAUCAGCUGCUAAAGUCACUUAUACAAUAUUGCUACACAACAUCUGAUCCAUAUGGUCUGUUUCUGACAUUUCCUGCUGCUGCUAUUUUCAUUUUGUCAAAUACUCAAUACCAAUGCAACACAAUCUGAUGGCAUGUUUUAUCUAAUAGCAUGUUUGUGCGAGCGAAUGAGUAUAUGUGCAAUCUCAAGUGGCCUAUUCGCCCCCUCCAGCUUGAGGGACGGUAAUACUAUGUGUGUGUGAAUGAUUGAGGUGUACUGAGACUUGCAAGCGUGCUAGUCACAUGUGAGUGUGUUGGUGAGGUAUUGUAGCUGUCAGAGUAUAUAGCUUAUUGCUGUAAUCUGUAAGAACUAUUUCUUUUAUCAGUACAAAACAAUCUGUAAGAACUAUCUUCUUUUAUCAAUACAAAACAAUCUUUAGCAA